This is a messenger RNA of Dendrobium catenatum, 1406 nucleotides long. RefSeq names its product E3 ubiquitin-protein ligase CHIP. Gene Ontology annotation, biological process: protein polyubiquitination; protein quality control for misfolded or incompletely synthesized proteins; positive regulation of proteolysis. Gene Ontology annotation, cellular component: cytoplasm. The transcript is spliced from 8 exons. The record is from RefSeq and is a predicted model, not a curated record. Gene Ontology annotation, molecular function: ubiquitin protein ligase activity; protein-folding chaperone binding. NCBI's taxonomy places the organism in Eukaryota, Viridiplantae, Streptophyta, Magnoliopsida, Asparagales, Orchidaceae. Bases 168 to 1016 code for a protein of 282 amino acids.
CUGCUUUCCUCUUCCUUUCCUGCUUCGUUAGCUUUCCCUCUGAGAGCCAUAGUACGGGAAAAGAAUCAAGGAGGCCCGAUUUUGAUUUGGUAGGGCCAUGAAUAAAUCUUCAUAGAGAAGGUUUCUGCAAGUUCUAAGCUGAGGAAGCUAAGAGAGCUGAGACGCGGAUGGCUACUGAUACUGCGAGCGUUGCCAAGCAAGCGGAGAUUUCACGCCACAAUGGCAACGUCGCAUUCAAAAAAGAACGCCUUGGAGCCGCGAUCGAUGCGUAUACUGAGGCUAUAACACUUUGCCCUGAUGUGGCUGUUUAUUGGUCCAAUCGGGCUCUCUGCUAUUUCAAGAGAAAAGACUGGGAAAGAGUUGAACAAGAUUGCCGAAAUGUCAUACAACUGGACGGUUCUUCUGUGAAGGCUCGUUAUAUGUUGGGGCUUGCAUUGUUAGAAAGGGAAGAUUUUGCUGGAGGUAUCAAGGAAUUAGAGAAGGCCUUUGAUCUUGAGAGGAGCACAAAUCCUGAUGGGGACAUGGUUGAGGAUGUAUGGCAGGCACUUGCUAAAGCCAAAUACUUGGAGUGGGAACUUUCAUCAAGUAAACGGGCAUGGAGGUUGCAGAAACUCAAGGAUGAAUGUGAAAGUGCUCUUAUCCUGCAUCAGUCUCUUCAAGAUCCUCAGUCUGAAGAUGGUUCUCAAGCAUCUUCAGAUGAUAAAGUUGACCAAUUUGAACUUCUUAAUGAAGUCUUCAGUAAAGCUUUGGAGGAUGACACUCCUAGCGAAGUACCUGACUAUCUAUGUUGCAAUAUCACACUUGAUAUCUUCCAGGAUCCUGUGAUCACUCCAAGUGGUUUUACUUAUGAAAAAGCUGUACUUCUUGAACAUCUUGAAAAGGUUGGUAACUUUGAUCCUAUUACGAGGCAACCGCUUGAUAAGGAUGAGUUGAUACCAAACCUUGCCAUCAAGGGAGCCGCUCGUGCAUUUCUCAAGGAGCAUGGUUGGGCAUACAAGACGAACCCAGCGUUUUAGUUCAUUACCAAGGAGGGAUUUUUGAAGUCCUUGAUGAACCUUAAGCUAUAACAGGUAUUAGCCCAGUCGAAUUCCCUUUUCUAUGUGUUUCACAACCCACCUUUUGCGAAAUCCUCUGUGGUGUUCUGUUUCUUGCUCUCUAGCUAGUCGCUCUUUUUGCUUACGUGAGUUUACAUAGGAAAUUGCUUGUGAUAUUCAUCCUCUUACAGAUUGCUCAUCUUGUUAUCUGUUGUACAGUUGGUAGUUCAGUCCACUGGAUCAUAUUUUCUGACAGCAUUAUCAUUAAUCCUGAUCUGAUUUGUCUGGGUUCAGAUGGAAAAAUAUUGUUAUAAUAUGUUUAUAGCCUAUGUUUGAAUGGUGUUUUUGACAAGCUUGAUUGCUUUUUAUUAA